CCAACUGCAUGGGACAUGGACCGUACUUAUUCAAUCUCCUUACAAUCUCUGAAAUCCAUUUACAGCCAAUCAAGUUUCAAACAUAUUCCCACGUGGCCAGUCACAAUUCCACAACAUCUCCAUAACAGGACAUCCUCUGCAUUUUCUCUCUAUCUUCCACUUCCACUUCCUCUGUCUCCACUCUCCCUCUCCACCAUGUCCCCAGCUGCAGGAGCUGUAGCAUUGCACUCUUCCCUGUGCACAAUCUCUCCUGAUAAACCAUCACCUCCUUCCACCUCAACCACCCUGCUGAUUACCAAACCCAAAAGCCUCCUUCAAAACCAUCCACUUUACACACCAACAACCCAUGCAAAACUCUCCCUUCAGUUCAAAGAGAAAAUCCUCUGCCUUGAGGUAAUGGGUGUUGAUGCAGGGAGAGCACUGUCUCAAAACCCUGACCUCCGGACAGCCACCAUGGAAUCCAUUCAAUCCAUCAUCAGCUUCCUUCUCUCCAAAGGCAUCCAGCACAAGGACUUGCCAAGAAUCUUUGGCAUGUGCCCCAAGAUUCUCACCUCUGACAUCAAAACUGAACUCAACCCUGUUUUUGAUUUUCUCCUGCAUGACCUCAAAGUCCCAGAUUACAAUUUCAGGAAGGUUAUCAAUAAAUGUCCAAGAUUGCUUACAUCUAGUGUGAGAGACCAGCUUAAGCCAGCUUUGUUUUACCUCAAGAGGCUUGGAUUCAAGGAUUUGACACCCUUGGCUUAUCAAGAUUCUGUUCUGUUGGUGUCUAAUGUAGAAAGGACCCUGAUCCCCAAGUUGGAGUAUUUGGAGAACUUGGGGUUUUCUAAGGGGGAGGCUAGAAGUUUGGUGUUGAGGUGUCCAGCAUUGUUCACUUUCAGCAUAGAAAAUAAUUUUGAGCCUAAGUUUGAGUACUUUGCUGGGGAAAUGGGGAGGAAAUUGGAGGAGCUGAAGGAAUUUCCUCAGUACUUUGCUUUUAGUUUGGAGAACAGGAUAAAGCCUAGGCACAUGGAGGUUGUGCAAUGUGGGAUCAAUUUACCUUUGUCAGUGAUGCUUAAAAGCACUGAUGAAGAAUUUAGGGAGCUGAUAAAGCAGGGGGAUGGAUGAAAUAGAUGGAAGCAUCAUUUUAUGUGUAUUUAUUUUUGUGAAUUCAUUCUUCUCCAAGAAAGUUUGAAUGUUUCACAAGUUUUUUGUAUGAUAUGUAAUUUUGAAUUCCCUGUACUUACUUACUCCUUAAGCAACAUGACUGAUAUUGUUUUAAGUUGCUAUUGUAAAUAAAUCUUUGGCUGCCCUUUUUUGAUGAUACUGGGAAGCAAAGAAAGAUGAAAAUUUGAAAAGCUAUCUUAGAGGAGCAAGUUUAAGCA
Molecule: messenger RNA, 1361 nt
Organism: Lotus japonicus
Lineage: Eukaryota; Viridiplantae; Streptophyta; Magnoliopsida; Fabales; Fabaceae
Product: transcription termination factor MTEF1, chloroplastic
Exons: 1
Coding region: 16-1104 (362 amino acids)
Biological process (GO): regulation of DNA-templated transcription
Molecular function (GO): double-stranded DNA binding
Source: RefSeq, a predicted model, not a curated record